Molecule: messenger RNA, 3289 nt
Organism: Salmo salar (Atlantic salmon)
Lineage: Eukaryota; Metazoa; Chordata; Actinopteri; Salmoniformes; Salmonidae
Source: RefSeq, a predicted model, not a curated record
CCCCGUCAUCUUUAGCUCGAGGUAUAGCUCAAAAUGGCUGUAGACAAACAGUUAUGAAGGUCUGCCGUUCUACAAGAAAUGAAUAUGUCGCAAUUGACAAAUUAACGAAGAAGCCUCCAAAACAACCAGGGAUACAGGGGCCCGUGGAGAGGUUCAGGGAGAGGAGCAGACCUCUGGCACCGACCCUGGAAGAGAGGAGGGACCACCACAUAGAAAGAAGGGGCCACAACAGAAGGAGGACGGAACAAUGCCAUUGUGUGUCCAUGCAUGACUCCAACACCACCAGCUGAUGACACGACGGUGGUAGGCCUGAUCACCGACGACGACGAGACAGCCUACAGGGAGGAGGUCAGAGACCUGGCUGUGUGGUGCCAGCACAACAAGGCUCAGAAAAUUGCCAAAGACCCAGCCACCCAAGCCAUAGACUGUUCACUCUGCUACCGCAUGGCAAGAGGACAUCUGCCUUGGGACAGAGCCAUGACCAGUCUGGAGCCAAACAGAAGACUGGACUCCACACUCUGACUGAAACCUUCAAGCACAAAACUGAGACAGGUCUAGGUCUAGACCUCCAUGCCAGGCCAGAUGAUGAAGAGCCUCCAGUUCAGAAGCAUCGCCCCCAAGGCCCCAGCAGCAGUGGUUCCCUCCCCAGCCGCCAUCCUGUCCUGCCAACACCCCUCUGCCCUCCCGGAGGCAGCCUCCACAGCCUCCACAGCCGUCAGCCCCAAGUCUAUCCUGGUCCCGGCCCAGAACUAUGCCCUGAUGCAGGUGGCAGGGCAGGAGGGUACUUUCUCUCUGGUGGCCCUGCCACCCUCCGUAUCCCCUCAGUCGCCACAGCAGCAACAACAGCAGCAGCAACAACCAAUCCAGAAGAACCUGAAGCUGCCCAUCCCCAGGUACCAGCCAAUGAAGACCAAGAACACCCCGGAGAAGGUCAAAUCAGCCACGCCCACCGCUGGCAGCGCCAGGGGGGUGAAGACACCCACCAAGGUUGCCUUGACAACCCGGGACCAUCGGUCAAUAGCAGCCGUAAAGAAGAAGAUGUUGUUGGCUGAGCCCAAGGAGGAGCCAUCAGAACAGGUCACACUGAUCGCCUCCUCAGCCUCCUCUGAGCUCUCCGCCCUCACAGCCCUGCUCCCAGACAACGCCAUGCUCUACUCUGGCUCUCCGCUGGAGCGAAUAGCAGUGGUGGACACCACCCCCGACCACCGGUCCACUCCUGCCCACGCCCCCGGCCUUGUCACCAGCAUGCUGCAGAAACUCCACUACCCAUCUGGUGGCAUUACUAAAAGUUCCCCGAUCGAACCAUCACAGGAGGAGAGCAGCGGUAAGGUUGCUAUCAGGCCGUGCCAACCCAAGCCUGUAGCCCAACAGCCCCAUCCACAGCCAGCUAGUAACAGCAUCACUGUCCUCUCUCCAGCCAUCUUCAGCAAAGCUGUCCAGAUCAUCCCCUCCCCAACCAAGGGCAAGCUGCCCAUCCUUCCCUACUCCAAGAUGAAAAGCACCCUCAUACCCACCGCCAAACUCAACCUCAAUGCCAUGUCCCCCAAGAAGGCUUUCCCUAGCCAGCCCGACCUCUCCCCUUAUCCCUCUGAUCCCCAAUCCAAGACCCCGGAGACUGCUGAGGCCCUAUGUCAGAACCACAUGCCAAACUCCCUACUGCAGAGCCAGCCUCAGGCCAAGACCACAGGCACCCUGUCGCUGCUGGGAACGCUACAGAUCCAGAAACCAUCAGGCAAGAAGAGGGGGAGGAAGAGGAAGACAAUGGAGGACAUUCUGGCCUUUGAGGCGAGGAAGAAGAGGUCCUUGUCAUUCUUUCGGAGGAGGGUGCCAGAGAAGCCUUCUCUCUCAGCCGUCAUCUCCUCCCCGCAGUCUAAACAGCAGAGGGAGGUGGACAUCUCUAAGAAGUACCGCAGCAUCAGACCCAAGCCUCACCACAUGCUGCUGAUGGAGACUGUACCCCAGCUGGUCAGCCUGCCCUCCCUCACCUCCUCUGACAGCCUGGAUUCAGAGCUCCUCGUGGGGCAUCAGCUCUCUGCCGAGGUCCUGGAGUCCGGUCCUCCCCAGCCCCAGCCAGCCUCUACCCCGCUAUACCUGAAAGGGGGCCCUUCACAGAGGGUUUACCUGGGCAGUAGCCAGCCCCUCCACCGCUGCCCUACCUGCAGCCGCUGCUUCCAGUUCAAACACCACCUCCAGAGCCAUAUGAACAGUCACACCAACAGCAGGCCUUACUUGUGUCCUGUGUGUCGUAAGGCCUAUGCUCACUCUGGCUCCCUCAGCACCCACAUGAAGCUGCAUCACUCUGACGGGAGACCGCGGCGGACGCUUCGCUGUGACUUCUGUGAGAAGGCGUUUGGCUACGUGGGUGUGUACUUCGGCCAUUUGAGGGAGGUGCAUAAGGUCAUCCUGACCGUGGAGCCAUCCGUCAGCCAGCAUGAAGACGACGUGCCUGUGGAGGGGGCCAUGUCUCCAGACCCGGGGGACGAGCAGGGCCAGGAGGAGCGAGAGGACCCGGUGGAGCUCCAGAUCAAGUGUAGCCGCUGUCAGGCCAUCACCCCCACCUUCGCCGACAUGAAGCUACACCUGCUCUAUGUGCAUGGGGAGGAGGUCCAGGUGCGCCUGCGGGACGGGGCUGGGGGGGUGGGAAGGUCACUGCGGGGGGGCCGGGAGGCAGAGGAUGAGCUGGUGAAACACGCCGCCCACUACUGGCGCCAGCUCAAUGAGAAGAGGAACCUAGUCCGGUGUGGGAGCUGUGAUGAAGAGUUCUUCUCCUUCUCCAAGCUGAAGCGUCAUAUCCUCUCCCACCACAAGGGGGGACCGGAGGAUGAUGGAGAGGGGGAGCCGACUGGCCCCUCAGCCCGGGGAGGGAGAGGGGUCCUGAGGCAGGGAUUGGUGUUUAACUGUGUGCUGUGCAGCCAGGUCCUGGACAGUAAAGAGGAGCUGAUGGAGCAUUGGAGGGGCCACCACCACUGUGAGGAGACCCAGGUACUCUGGGAGGCCCUCGGCUCCUACUCGGGGGAAAGGGGGAUGGACUCGCCCGACCACAGCACAUGUUAACAUGGCACUGGACACGUUCCAGGUCAUCUCUGUUGCAGUCACGCUGCACAUCUCAGAAUAUUGACUUUACUUAUUCCUUCUAGCCUGUAAGGAAGCGAAUUGCCAGAACAGUGCAUUUAAAAGAUUGAUAUAUCAUAUCAAUGUGGUUUCUGAGAUGUUAAACACUUCUCCAGGCGUUGUGAGAUCUUAUAAUCGGGGCAGGCUGACUACAAUAAAUAUGACCUUGAACCUUGAA